This is a messenger RNA of Daucus carota subsp. sativus, 2435 nucleotides long. Its product is annotated as ATP-citrate synthase beta chain protein 2. Gene Ontology annotation, biological process: acetyl-CoA biosynthetic process; fatty acid biosynthetic process; tricarboxylic acid cycle. Lineage: Eukaryota; Viridiplantae; Streptophyta; Magnoliopsida; Apiales; Apiaceae. The transcript has 18 exons. Gene Ontology annotation, molecular function: ATP citrate synthase activity. The record is from RefSeq and is a predicted model, not a curated record. Gene Ontology annotation, cellular component: cytosol. Bases 259 to 2085 code for a protein of 608 amino acids.
GAAUUAACUACCAAGCAACCUACCUACUAUCCGCCACUUCAUCACCCAUUUCUUCCCCAUACGCCUACCAAUCUCUCUGCGUGAGUCCACAUGAUUACUAUAUAUAACUAAGCCAAUCCUCUCUCCUUGUCUCUCUCUCGAUCUCGCUCACUCUCUUCUAUAUUUCAGUGUGUUUACUUGUGAGAGGCUCGGGAUUUUAGCUGUUUGCUCUCUACAUUGCUCGUGCUCUUCGAGAUCUGGUGCCCCGAAGUCGAUAUCAUGGCAACUGGACAAAUAUUUUCCAAGACUACACAAGCACUGUUCUACAAUUUUAAGCAGCUGCCUAUCCAGCGGAUGCUUGAUUUUGACUUUCUUUGUGGAAGGGAGACACCUUCAGUUGCUGGAAUUAUAAAUCCUGGUGCUGAGGGAUUUCAGAAACUCUUUUUUGGCCAGGAAGAAAUUGCCAUACCAGUACAUUCAACAAUCGAAGCCGCAUGUGCUGCACAUCCUACUGCCGAUGUAUUCAUUAACUUCGCAUCAUUCAGAAGUGCCGCUGCUUCAUCCAAGUCUGCCCUCAGACAGCCAACGAUUAGAGUUGUAGCCAUAAUUGCCGAAGGUGUUCCCGAAUCGGACACCAAGGAAUUGAUUGCAUUUGCAAGGGCAAACAACAAGGUAGUUCUUGGACCAGCUACUGUAGGAGGUAUUCAGGCUGGGGCUUUUAAGAUUGGUGAUACUGCUGGAACAAUUGAUAAUAUAAUUCAGUGCAAGCUAUACAGGCCUGGAUCUGUUGGAUUUGUUUCCAAAUCUGGUGGUAUGUCCAAUGAAUUAUACAAUACAAUUGCUCGCGUCACUGAUGGAAUUUAUGAAGGUAUUGCUAUUGGAGGAGAUGUGUUCCCAGGUUCUACACUCUCUGAUCAUGUUCUGCGGUUCAACAACAUUCCUCAGGUUAAAAUGAUUGUUGUGCUUGGGGAACUUGGUGGGCGUGAUGAGUACUCCCUUGUUGAAGCUCUAAAACAGGGUAGAAUAAGCAAACCAGUUGUUGCUUGGGUCAGCGGAACUUGUGCACGUCUUUUCAAGUCAGAAGUGCAAUUCGGCCAUGCAGGGGCAAAAAGUGGUGGCGAGAUGGAGUCCGCACAAGCCAAGAAUCAAGCACUUAAGGAUGCUGGAGCUGUUGUUCCCACGUCAUAUGAAGCAUUUGAAACUUCGAUCAAGGAAACAUUUGAAAAACUGAUGGAAGGCGGCAAUAUAACUCCUAUAAAAGAGGUUAUACCACCACAAAUUCCUGAGGAUCUUAAUAUUGCAAUCAAAAGUGGGAAAGUACGAGCGCCAACCCAUAUUAUUUCUACCAUAUCUGAUGAUAGAGGUGAAGAGCCAUGUUACGCUGGUGUUCCAAUGUCAUCCAUUGUAGAACAAGGGUAUGGCAUAGGCGACGUUAUCUCUCUAUUGUGGUUCAAACGCAGUCUUCCCCGUUACUGCACGCAUUUUAUAGAGAUUUGCAUCAUGUUAUGUGCCGACCAUGGUCCCUGUGUCUCUGGUGCUCACAAUACAAUAGUUACUGCUAGAGCUGGAAAAGAUCUUGUGUCCUGUCUUGUUUCAGGCUUGCUUACAAUCGGUCCUCGAUUUGGGGGGGCUGUGGAUGAUGCCGCUCGAUAUUUCAAGGAUGCUUAUGACAGAAAUCUUACGCCUUAUGAGUUUGUUGAAAGUAUGAAAAAGAAGGGCAUUCGUGUUCCAGGAAUUGGACACAGGAUCAAGAGAGGUGACAACAGAGAUAAGCGAGUAGAGCUUCUGCAACUGUUUGCACGUACACAUUUCCCCUCUGUUAAGUAUAUGGAAUAUGCUGUUCAAGUUGAGACCUACACUCUCUCGAAGGCUAAUAAUUUAGUGCUUAAUGUCGAUGGUGCCAUUGGUUCCUUGUUUUUGGAUCUCCUAGCUGGCAGUGGAAUGUUCACUAAGCAAGAAAUUGACGAGAUUGUCGAAAUUGGUUACCUGAAUGGCCUUUUCGUUUUGGCACGUGCCAUCGGUCUCAUUGGGCACACAUUUGACCAAAAGAGAUUGAAGCAGCCACUAUACCGUCACCCAUGGGAAGAUGUUCUUUACACCAAGUGAAGAGUUUCCUUCAGGAUUCGCCCUCACCCUCACCCUCACCCUCAUUUAAAGUUUCCUGUACUCAAGUCACUGUUAUAUGCUUGUUUAGUCCUUAGAGUAGUAUGUUUAGCCCAUCGUGGCCAAGUGAUUCAUUUGCAAGGUUUAGGUUACUGUCAAAACUCUCAAAGAAUAAAAACCAUAUAGUCUCCGUUACCAGGAAAAGUACCUUCUUACAAGACACAGGGAAAAUACCAUAUUCUAAUUAGAACUCUGUAUCAUUUGUAUGGUGCACACUGUUGUAUGAAUUCUUGAGUCAUCCAAUUGUUUAUCACUUGUUAUAUGUCAGGUUGGUUGAGAUAAGUUUUUGAGCA